AUGCCAAACAAGAGACUGAAUGAUUCGGAUGAGGGUCCCCUCCGGAGCUGCCAGGGACCCCAGGGGGUGCCUUUCCAGGGCCCCGCCCGAGCGGCCCUGAUUGGCUGCAGCCCCGCAGGUCGCCUCCCCCGUCCGGCCCGGCGCCCGCUUCAGGUCUUCGCAGCGCAGUGCGCGGGAGCCGCGCGGGCAGCACGGCGGCGGCUGGGACCGCUGAGCACCUGCGGGGCUGAGAGGCACGGGGCGCGGCGUCGAGCCCCGCCGGGAGCCGACAGCGACGCCGACGGCGACUCCGCCAUGCCCGGCGCGCAGGAGCAGGGCGGCCCGGAGCGGCCGGGCGCGCGCGGGCAGCGGCUGACCGUGGUGUGGAGGAACGUGGUCCUCAUGGGCCUGCUGCACGCGGGGGCCGUGUACGCCCUGGUGCUCGUGCCCAGGGCGCAGCCUCUCACCCUGCUCUGGGCCUACUUCUGCUUCCUUGUGACCGCUCUGGGUGUGACAGCUGGUGCCCACCGCUUGUGGAGCCACAGGUCCUAUAAGGCCAAGCUGCCUCUGAGGAUUUUCCUGGCUGCCGCCAACUCCAUGGCUUUCCAGAAUGACAUUUUCGAAUGGGCCAGGGAUCACCGAGCCCACCACAAGUACUCGGAGACAGACGCUGACCCCCACAACGCACGCCGAGGCUUCUUUUUCUCCCACAUCGGGUGGCUGUUGGUGCGCAAGCAUCCGGAUGUCAUCGAGAAGGGGAAAAAGCUGGAUGUUGCUGACCUGCUUGCUGAUCCUGUGGUCCAGUUCCAGAGAAAGUACUACAAGAUCUCCGUGCUGCUCAUGUGUUUUGUGGUCCCCACGCUGGUGCCCUGGUACAUCUGGGGAGAGAGCCUGUGGAAUUCCUACUUCUUGGCCGCCAUCCUCCGUUACGCCAUUGCCCUCCAUGGCACCUGGCUGGUCAACAGUGUUGCCCACAUGUACGGAAACCGGCCCUAUGACAAGCACAUCAGCCCUCGGCAGAACCCGCUCGUGGCUCUGGGUGCCAUUGGUGAAGGCUUCCACAAUUACCAUCACACCUUUCCCUUCGACUACUCUGCCAGUGAACUCGGCUUGAAUUUCAACCCGACCACGUGGUUCAUUGAUUUCAUGUGCUUGCUGGGGCUGGCCACUGACCGGAAACGGGCCACCAAGCCCAUGAUCGAGGCCCGGAAGGCCAAGACUGGGGACGGCAGUGCCUGAAGCUGGGACUGCGACCACCAUAGUGCAUAAUGACAUCCUGGCCUGUGGCUUUUGUCACUGUCGUUCUCUCAUCCAUGGAACCAUAGGGGAGGGUAGAAGCGGGGAAGAGGAGAAAGGAAUGUAUGUGGUUGGAAAAUUUUGUAUUUGUCUCAAAAUAAUGUCAACUACAACUGUCAAUGAAAAAACUAAUUUUAAGUCAAUAUUAAUACUAUGAUGUAACAUUAAAACCUGGACAUGUGAUUUUACCACUGUAGUGACAGUAUGUCAAACAUACAUUGUUAUGUGCUUGUACAUGAUGCUAACCCUGGCAGGAUGAAUGUUAAAUUCUUCAGUGGGACCCAGGAAGCAUUUGUUUUAUUUUCUACCAAUUAAUCCAGAGUUGCUUUUAAAUGUACAUAAAGGAACAGAGAGACAGGAUAGAAGACAAAAGCAGAGGGACUGCAGAGUAACUGGAAAAUGUUCCUGGUUUGUAAUUACUGCGUCUGUCUGGUUUGCUGUUUGUUUAAGUGAGAGAACUGACAACCUUAAAAACUGAGGAUACAGGAAACAGCUUUUGUAUUUCGCUCCACACAGCUCUUGUAUUUCACUUUUUACCCUGUUUGCAACUUCCCAGUGUUCUGCUGUCUUUCCCUACCUGGCUAUUUUUAUGUCCUGAACCAUACAGUCAGCCCACCCCAUAAAUCAAUACCUGUUUACGUGUUCGAUUUUGUUCUCUUUGCUAUUGUUGUUUCAAAGGUGUAUAACUCAGACAUGCUAGCCAUCAAAUUAAACUUAAAUUAAGCUCACAUUCAAAUGUUUAGACACUUAAUUUGUAUUCUAAUUGAUCACAGCCAUCGAUGCAUGUAGCUGCUUCUACUUAAUAAGUGUAUUAAUUUUCCACACUAGGCUAGCCGAUCUUAAUAACCGACAGCUAUCUAGAGCUCUGUCUAGUAAUGCAUGUAGCCAUCAUUGAUUUUGUGGCAAAAUAGAAAGUGAUUAUUAUGUAGCAUCUGGAUUAAAACAAUUUCUGUGUGUUCAGUUGCCACGUAAAGCUCAUAUUGAAUUAAUGGGACUGCGUGACCUUUGUGUUAGGUGUUAGGGCAAAAGAAAGGCUUUAGAGUGUUGGUGUCAGAGUACUUUGAAGAUAGAUAUUUUCCAGAAAGAUGUAGUAUUUAAAAUUUACACUUUAGGAAAAGAAACGACAGUAAUUAGAAAUUGUCAUAAUGAAGUUUCUUCAUCCAGCAGGUGUUUAAUAGUGUUAAUUUUGUCAUUAAUAAUGUGUAAAUUAUGAGUGAUUUACAAUAAAUGAUUAUGCAUUCA
Chinchilla lanigera (long-tailed chinchilla) is the source of this 2517-nucleotide messenger RNA. It is a transcript of the gene Scd5, whose product is annotated as stearoyl-CoA desaturase 5. Gene Ontology annotation, biological process: lipid metabolic process. The record is from RefSeq and is a predicted model, not a curated record. Lineage: Eukaryota; Metazoa; Chordata; Mammalia; Rodentia; Chinchillidae. The transcript has 6 exons. Bases 1 to 1218 code for a protein of 405 amino acids. Gene Ontology annotation, molecular function: oxidoreductase activity, acting on paired donors, with oxidation of a pair of donors resulting in the reduction of molecular oxygen to two molecules of water.